Molecule: messenger RNA, 1946 nt
Organism: Aspergillus versicolor CBS 583.65
Lineage: Eukaryota; Fungi; Ascomycota; Eurotiomycetes; Eurotiales; Aspergillaceae
Exons: 3
Coding region: 54-1712 (552 amino acids)
Biological process (GO): regulation of DNA-templated transcription; DNA-templated transcription
Molecular function (GO): zinc ion binding; DNA binding; DNA-binding transcription factor activity, RNA polymerase II-specific
Source: RefSeq, a predicted model, not a curated record
CACUCUGUCGCUUGCAUCACGUCUGCAGCUUAUAUAUCUUCAAAUACACCAAGAUGCCACAGCCCAAACCUCCAAGAAAAGCCUGCGACCUUUGCUACCGCAAAAGGAUCAAAUGCGACGCACAGAAACCCCGGUGUUCUCAUUGCGUAAUUUACAACUCGACAUGCACCUUCCAAGUUGUGAGUCGGAAGUCGCGAGCCAAGAAGCAGGAGCCCAGUGAUGGUAUUGAAGCUCUGCAGUCUCGCAUGAAACAGCUAGAGCAGAACCUGAGCCAAGCUCUGGAGAAACUCGACCAGGUGGAGGGGAGUGUGCCGCAGGAAAGAGCAGUCUCAAGCGAAUCGCCCAUCGUCAUGGCCGGUCACUGGGAGCAGACGCAGUUGGGGGAGAUCCCUCCCUUCGUGGACGGCACGCUGGACUUGCCGCCGCUCAAUGAAGCAUUACUGGCUGUAGAGAAAUACCUAGCAACGCUCAAUGUCGUGAUUCCGCUAUUCCACCCCGGCAGACUACUACAGUCGCUUCGAAGCUGGUACACACCUCGGGGUCGAAGAGACUGCUCCACGUGGGCAGCGAUCAACGUGGUUCUCGCGCUCGCGCAUUCUUGUCAAGUUCCCUCCGACCAAGCGACACCCAAGCGAAACGCAGCCUACUAUUUGAAUAGAGCUCAGUCGGUAUUAACCGAGGUGAUUAUGGGCGAUGCGGAAAUCGUCAACGUUCAAACCGUCCUUGGACUGGCCAUGUUGUUCCAGGGAGCUCGCAAUUGGAAGCCCGCGGCGAUGCUUAUUGCCAUCGCUCUUCGUCUUGCUCAUGAGUUGGGACUGCAUGCUCGCACAAGCUCAGAGGGUUUUAGUACCCAAGCUAUUCUUGAGCGAGAUCGUGUUUUCUGGAUCGCGUACAUUCUCGAUCGCGAUAUCAGCUUGCGAACCGGGCAACCGCCCAUCCAGCUGCAGAGCGAUAUCGACAUCGAUUUACCUCCAAUUGAGCCCGCAGAUGGAGCUGGGCUGGUUCUUGCCGUGGACGGGAAUUCGAGCUUCAACUUCUUCCGCGCCCGUGUGCAACUGGCUAUUAUCCAGGGGAGGGCCUACGAAUCCAUGCACUCCGCGCGCGCUCAAGCGUUGAACGUGCACCAGCGAAAUGAGAACCUUGUAGGCCUUCGACAUAAGUUAGACGACUGGGCUUCGCGAAUUCCAUCACGAUUCCGACCGAGCGCUGUACUCCAAAGCUGUAACCCCGAUUUGUUCAGAAGCUUUGGGAUCCUCUACUCUACCCAUCUCGCAUGUCGGGCUCUAAUCUGUCGAGCUCACGCCAUGGAGACUCCGUGGUUGCAGAGCUUACAAGAUUUCGGAGGAAAAUCCCUGCAGCGACGCAUGGUCGAGCCAGUUCUACUGCCGCAAGGAUGGCAGGUGCUCGUCCACGAGUCUCGCGAGUACAUGAGACUAUUCAUGGCUGUAGAGCCGAAGGAUUCAGCAUUUAUCUGGAUGACCGGGUGCACGUAUGUCACCGGGUCCGUAUGUUUAAUUGCCAACAACAUGCUUCAGCCAAACCACGAGGUUUUCGAACAUGACCAGUAUCUGGCAGAACUUUCAUUGCUUCUUUUGGACCAGAUGAUACAACAAGAUCCGUACAAGGGACUGAAAACGAUGCGGAGCGCCUGCAAGGAACUCCUGCAGCUUUCCUAUAAUAUUUCUCUUCAGAAUGAUUUCCUUCAUCCAUGACCGCAAUGCAGAUAUCAGAUAAACAUACCAGUCAUUGCGAGGCGUGUUUUUAAUCUCUUUUGAGGUUUUUCAAUUUUGCGAUGUUGACCUAGGUCUCAAAGCCCUAAGUAAGCGGUUACUACUACCAUCGUUCACGAUCAGUGAGCACCUAGGAUCUCAGAGAAAUAAAAAUGAAAUGCGUCCUGAAGAAGGUACUAGAUUUAUAGUAAAAUAAUAAUAAUAAUAAUAAACCAG